This is a messenger RNA of Ophidiomyces ophidiicola, 2385 nucleotides long. RefSeq lists its product as uncharacterized. The record is from RefSeq and is a predicted model, not a curated record. The transcript has a single exon. Lineage: Eukaryota; Fungi; Ascomycota; Eurotiomycetes; Onygenales; Onygenaceae. The coding region runs from base 1 to 2385 and encodes 794 amino acids.
AUGCAAACAGCAAUACCAUCGGAUGGAUAUAUAGACAUAGAUCGAGAUCAAGGAAUUCCGCCGCCAGGUCGACUUCCUGCCAGACGCCCACCACCUGUACCAGCAGCAUUUACACCUAGCAGAAAUGGGCCCAGAGAGAUGGUGCCGGAACCUCUGCCUUCAUGGCCUCUACCUGAGAAUAUUGAACGAAGAGAAAUGAACAGGUUCCCGGUUAACCCUUCUCCCCCUAACAGGCCAACGCCUCAGAGGCCACCAAGACCAUCGGGAGCUUUCAAUGUUCCUCCAACCAUGGAUUCCUCAAGGAUGCCAGAAUACUCCCCAGAAUACUCGUAUCGCCAACCCGUUCCUGCUGCGUUGGAGUAUCAAUACGAGGAACCUCCACGGUCUUAUAUGCAGGAUUUCGCUUCGCCCUCUACUUUAGGGAGGUCCUCCGCUUCACUCACAGACCCUUUUAGUUCGCCCGAGCUCUCCCCCGAUACUAGGUCUUAUCUACAAAUGAAUCAAUACCUUGGACCUCCUUCCGCUCGUCGAGGGGCAAGCUCGUUCUAUGCAACUCAUCCCAAUAUAUCACCCAUUCAAGAAGAGCAUUCAGAUGGAUCUUUCCGAAAACCAAUGUCAUAUGCGUCAAGUAAAGUCAUACCUUCGAGUUGGGGAACAGCUCCUUUGGGAGAAUUCCCCGAUUCCUCAAGGGAGUCAUUUGCCAAUGGCACAGACGAAGAUAUCGGCCUCGUGCGCCAGGCGAGUUUGGGAAAACGGGCAAAACCUUCUCUUUUAACGAUUAAUAAAAGCCAAACUAGCCAAAACGCAGAGCAGGAGAGUCGCCGCAUGAAAGCAGAAAACGGCGGGGGUAAGCAAAUGAAUGCCAUUGGCGCUAGCCCUGGUAUACAAGGGGUUAGAGGCAUCGCCCCCAACACCACGGAUACAAGUACCCCAUUUGGGAACCAACAACCUCUUCCAUUCAGCCCGCAAAUUCAAACUCGAUUUAGCUCUGAGUCUUCUUCGUCCGAUGCGUCUUUUGAUGAUUUAGAAAAGCCGCCAAUUCUAGCUACAAGAUACCCGUUUCCCGGUUCGGAGGAGGACCUAAGACAGCUUGACCCUAAUAGCGACAAAAAUUCGGCUGCUCAUUCAAGCCUAAGCAAAAGUGACUUGAAAAGACCGCCUCCGCUCAACAUCGAUGCAGUUCGAGACGCUGAAGCCAGAGGCAGCCUUACAAGCCUUCCGGAUCUUAUCCGCCGUGCUACGAAGCUCGCUUCAAAUUUGGACCGUGGAAAGACGGCAAGCAAAUUUGGUGUCCUUGAUAUGAUCAGUGGGAACGCUGAUACGAACAACACGCGCAAAAGAAAUUCAGGUUCUAUUUCCGAUAUCUUAGCUUCCUUCCCUCCCCCAGGUCCAAUUGCUACUUCAGUUGCUGGUUCGCGAGCCUCGAGGAUGUUUGAAAAUCGUGCGCGCGCAAACCCGAAUCCUCCCCCUGCCAAUCCAGAAGAGUCGCGACCAGCUGACCGCUGCUGCGGAAUGUCACGUUGCGCAUUCAUUUUAAUAAUCAUUAUCUUAUUCGUCCUUAUAUCCUCAGCCGUGAUUAUCCCUGUAGUACUGAUUGCCCUUCCCCGGCAACAGGACAGUGGACGACCAGCAAACUCAACCCUGUCAGGCGAGUGUCAGAAAUCCUUUCCUUGUUUGAAUGGCGGUGUUAGCAUUGGUAAAGAAGGCUCCUGUGCGUGCGUGUGUGUGAACGGGUUUAGGGGGCCUAGAUGCGCCGUAGUUGGCGACAGCAGUUGUGCUACGAUAGAUAUCAGCCGAGAGUAUCGAAACGCGACUGUUGGCAACGCAAUGCCACGACUAUUUGACCAAUCCCAGGCCAAUUUUACCAUUCCAUUGAACGCUUCAAAGCUCCUGGGCUUGUUCAACAAAGAGGACUUGUCCUGUACUAGCGGGAAUGCUUUAGUCACCUUCAACGGUGCGAACAGAAGAAGGGAUCUUGGUGACUCUGACUCUAGCCUUCAGGGCAUGAUUCGAAACAAUGGCAAGAGGGCUCAUCGCCGUCACGGCCUUGCUCCUGUCUCGAAAGUUACUCGUGAUGAAGCCACCCAGGUCCAACCACAAGCAAAUCAAGCAAGCCCAGUUCCAAUACCGCCGAAAACCUUAGAUUUUGCCCGUAUCUCUGUCCUAUUUGUCUUUGAGCAAACCGAAGAGCUUCGCAAUGCCACGGCCGCACAUGACAGAAUUCAAACCUUUUUGAGGGUGCAAAGCGGUGACCUCAGGAAUGCGGAAAAUAAUCCCAUGGAUUUGAGAUAUGAUAAACAGUCUUUCACGCUAAACUUUAGGGAUUUCACGAUUCGAUUGCGCAAUGGGACAGUUGUUGGUGGGAAUCAAGCCCCAAAGCUAUGA